AUGCCAAAUAUAUUGGAAAAGUUUUCCAAGGGGUUGAUAAAUUUGAAAAAUGAAUUUAUGUAUCAAUUAGACAUAUUUGGCCAACUUCCAAGCUUCACAGUUCUCAAUAGGAACAAAUACACUUCUCAAUUGGGAUUUGUGAUGUCACUUUUAAUAGGAACACUAUCCAUAUACUAUUUGAUUAAUGAAGUACAACAAAUGCUUUCAAAAUCAAAGCCCUCGAUAUAUUCCUCAGAAAUACAAGUCAUAGAGACAGAUGUAACAUUAAUUGAUUGAGCUUAGUCGUUUUAUCUCAACAAUGAAAAUUUUACGCUAGCAAUUACAAUAGCUGAUCGCUUUUCGGAACCAGUAAUUGGAAUAAAUAGGUAUUUCAAUUUAAGCGUGAGUCAGUGUAAUAGAGUGAGGAUAAGAGACCAGUCAACAGGAAAUAUAACAGUUCAAUUAACGUAUUAAUGAAACUAAUUAAGAUGUAAUGAAAUGCCCUUAGAACCCUGCAAUAUGUCGCAUUUUACUACUGACCUUUAACAAGAGUACUUUAAGACCAUAAGAUUUGGAGCAGUGUAAUGUAUUAAUCGGGAGUAUCAAUAGAAAAAUCCUCCAGUACGAUAUUAUCAUAAUUUAUUAGGUCUUAAAGGGCUUAUUCAAUGCUCUGGAAUAUAAAUAUUUGUACAUCCAAUUCACAGCUUGCUCGAAUAGCACUACUUUUCAAGGGUGUGCUCCUUAAGAAAAGAUCGAUGAAAUCUUAUAAGCUGGACGUUAUAAUGUCUACAAAAGUGACUAUAUAUCCCAGCUUGAUCAGCCUGGAGAACCAUACAAACAAAUUAUCACAAAUGAUUUCAGUGGGUUUUCUUAUAGCACAUCAAAAACGAUAGUCUAGUCAUACAGAAUAGUACAAACAACCACAGAUCAAGGGAUGAUCUGGGAUGAUGAAAACGUUUAGUAAAAUAUUCAACAAACAGAAUGGAGAGAAAUAUCAGACUUUUAUAACCAAUAGUAUCUGGUCCUUCACGUUAUUAAGUUAGACUUCAAAUAGACUAAUAACACUAGAACAUACAUCAAAUUGCAAACGAUAUUAGGAAAACUCGGAGGUAUUUUGCAAAUCUUUAUGAUGGUUGUUACCAUAAUAUUUAAACCUGUCAUAGAAAAUAUGAUGAAGCUAGAAAUAGCAAACUCCCUCUACAGAUUCCAUGAUUCAUCAGAAAAACAAAUAUAACGUUCAACUCAAAUUUAAAUUAAUCAAUCAGAGAGAGAAUUCUCACCUCCCAACAAUAAUAAGAAGAUUGAAGGCUAAAUUAGUUAGAGGAACGAAAAGCUCAAUAAGUCUAUGUUUGAGACAUUUCUAAUAAUUUUUGGGUUAUAGAAGGAAAAGCAUUAGCAAUUUCUGAAGGCAAGAAAAAAAAUCAUAAAGAAUUUAGACAUAGUGACAAUCCUAAAAAGAUUGUAAGAGGUUGAUAUGAUGAAACGGAUCUUAUUUUCAAAGGAGUAGAUGGAAAUAAUAAAGAACUUACCUAGGCCUUUGAUUGAUAAGAAACUAUUCGUUUCUCAUAAUCUGAUAGAAAAUGAUAUAGAAAAGGAGAAAGUGAAUUAAAUUAAUUUAUCACCGCUCUAAAGUUAGUAAUCAAGGUUCAAUUACUUUCCAAAUAUAAAUACAGUUUAGUAGAAAUAGUAAAUUGAUGCCCAAUUACAAUUAUAUUUAGAUCAUUGCAAUGUAAUGUUAAUAAAUAAGUUAAUAGGAUUCUUAAAAACAGAAGGUGAAGUUGUAAAGCAGUUUGCUGAAAAGCCCUUCCUCGCCUUUGUCCAACAGUCAAAUAAUAAGGUAAGAUGAAAUAGAUGAACCAGUUCCUUAGAAACCAAAAAAAUGA
Molecule: messenger RNA, 1862 nt
Organism: Paramecium octaurelia
Lineage: Eukaryota; Ciliophora; Oligohymenophorea; Peniculida; Parameciidae
Source: the annotation of a GenBank genome assembly